UCAGAGAAGGGCAGCCAGUCUCUUGAUUAUGUUUUAAGCAAGUGGGUCUGAAGAAAGAGGCCGAGUUACUUUAAGGAGAGCGACGACACGACAGCGCAUUUCCUACCAACUUCUGACUGUUGGGCUCGGGAGAGGUGACUUCUUACAUGUCAAGACGUAGAACUUUAUCCUGAUUUUUUUUUCGUCUUAUUUCUUUUUCCUUUCGUGUUUGUCGUCUUCCACAGGAAGAGCCGCGGUUAGGAUCGACUCCAUUAGCCAUGCUAGCUGCUACCUGUAAUAAGAUCGGAAGUCCCAGCCCUUCGCCAUCCUCGAUUUCGGAUACUUCUUCGUCUUUUGGGAAAGGGUUUCAUCCCUGGAAGCGAUCCGCCGCCAGCAGCUGCAACCUGGGAUCCAGCCUGUCCGGCUUUGGAGUCGCCGGCUCGUCCAGGAACGGAGCCGGGCUGCCCGACUCCUUCGGCACCAACAGCUCCACGGGAUCCAGUGCCUUUUCCUUGACUUCCAGCACCGCGUCCAACUCGCCCUUCGGGAAUGACUACUCCGUGUUCCAGGCGUCGGUGUCGAACAGCUCGCAGGACCCGAGCCACCAGCCGGUGUUUAUUUCCAAGGUCCACACGUCCGUGGACAGCCUGCAGGGCAUAUACCCCCGCAUGAGCGUGGCGCACCCCUACGAGUCCUGGUUCAAGCCGCCCCACGCGGGCCUGCCCGCGGGGGACGUGGGGUCCACGGGCGCUUCCGCCUGGUGGGACGUGGGGGCCGGGUGGAUCGAUGUCCAGAACCCCAACGGGGCGGCGCUGCAGAGCCCCUUGCACUCGGGCGGGCUGCACUCGCCCCUGGGAGGCUACAACUCCGAUUACUCCGGCUUGAGCCACUCGGCGUUCAGCACCGGCGCCUCCCCGCACCUCCUGGCGACGGGUCAGCACCUGAUGGACGGAUUUAAGCCCGUUUUGCCGGCCUCCUACCCGGAGUCCAGCCCGUCUCCGCUAGCGGGGGCCGGCGGCACCAUGCUGUCCGGCGCUCCCUCGGCCGCGCUGGCCGGCUCCCCGCGGUCGUCGGCCCGCCGGUACUCGGGCAGGGCCACCUGCGACUGCCCGAACUGCCAGGAGGCGGAGAGGCUGGGGCCGGCCGGGGCCAGCCUGAGGAGGAAGGGGCUGCACAGCUGCCACAUCCCGGGCUGCGGCAAGGUGUACGGCAAAACGUCGCACCUCAAGGCGCACCUGAGGUGGCACACAGGGGAGAGACCUUUCGUGUGUAACUGGCUGUUCUGUGGGAAAAGGUUCACCCGGUCGGACGAGCUGCAGCGGCACUUGCGCACGCACACCGGGGAAAAGAGGUUCGCCUGCCCGGUCUGCAACAAGCGCUUCAUGCGCAGCGACCACCUCAGCAAGCACGUUAAAACGCACAGCGCCGGAGGCGGCGGCUCCGCCGGCUCGGGGUCCGGCGGCGGCGGGGGCAAAAAGGGCAGCGAUACCGACAGCGAGCACAGUACCCCCGGCAGCCCCCCGUGCCAGUCCCCGGACUUACUGCAGCCUCCGGAACCCGUCCCAGCGCCCGGCAUGAACGGGCACAAUAACUCUAUUGAAUGAGGGAAGGAUCAGGACAACCCCCUCCAGAGACAGGUCGUCAACUUGUACACAUGACUAGAAAAGUAAAUGUAUUUUCGGACAGCUUCGUGUAUCUGAGAACCUCGCCACCGAUUGCUAGAGAAGUCCCAGAAAUGAACUCGAGUCACAUCAAAAGACGCUUUGAAAAGUGAUUAUGUGGGUAGGUAAGGACAGCUUCGAUCGUUAUUAUCUAAACUAUAUUUCGACUGCACGCCAGUUUCUUCCAAAUACUGAAGGGAAAGCCAUUUUGACCUGUUGUUUUGAACAAGUUUAAGCUUUCAAAAAAAAAAAUCAACGUUUAGAAUAAAUUAUAUAUAAUUUAUAAUCAAAAUUAUUUUAAAGAGAAGGGGCUUCACCCGUGGUCCAGAGACAGAGCGAUCACCUUUUAAUUUAGAAACCACAACAAGCCGUACCACCUUCGCGCACAUCCCGGUUUCCGAAAUCAGCUCUUUGGGGAACUGUACUGUUGUCAGUACAAGCCGUAGCAAUGUCACGAAAACAAACAAACAAACAAACAAUAGUGUCCUUAUCUACCUUUCGCUUCAUCUGUAGCAUAAGUGAUCCAUAUUUGUUUUGAGGAACCUGUGUAAGACGUACUAUACAUGUACUUUUCCCAAAUUGGGCGCCUUUUUUAUUCCACUUUGUGUUAAAGCCCUGCCACGUUUUCUUCAGAGCUGUAACCAUAGUGAACGUACAUGAACUGCAAAACACUGUAAAACUGGGAAAAAUGUGAUAGAUUAGCAUAUUAUACAAACACCAGUGUAAAGGUGUUAAAUGUAUUUGUCCAGGAGACGAGUUUUGUAUAUUAUUUUCUUGUAAAUUGCCUCGAGUAAAUAUCUGAAAAUAUAUUGGAGUAAAUUUUCAAGUUUGUCAAGAAAAAAGAAAUAUAUAAAAACUUUGCUGUGGCAGUUCUGUUUAUCCACAAGUCGGACUUGUGUCUUGAGGUCUAUUAAAAUGCACUUCGAGUUUUUCUUUAGGUUUUGAAGAAAAAUCAGAGAAGCAAAAUGUCUUUGAUCAAUGUUGAAUCAUAUUUUUAUUUAGCAGAGCAUGUACCUACUUACUUGAAUAUGCCGACCGGUUCAGCAGUCUCAGUUCGCUUCUAUUCCGCAACAGACUGGCUUUUUAACGUGAGGCCUCGUAAUAAAGUCAGAAUGGU
Molecule: messenger RNA, 2757 nt
Organism: Lepisosteus oculatus (spotted gar)
Lineage: Eukaryota; Metazoa; Chordata; Actinopteri; Semionotiformes; Lepisosteidae
Product: transcription factor Sp8
Biological process (GO): regulation of transcription by RNA polymerase II
Molecular function (GO): DNA-binding transcription factor activity, RNA polymerase II-specific; RNA polymerase II cis-regulatory region sequence-specific DNA binding
Source: RefSeq, a predicted model, not a curated record